AUGGCUCUAAAAGCACUUGUCGGGCAAAAGAUUAUGAAUGAGGUGAUCCGCUACCGCGGACCCAAAGGCAAAGAAUCUCAGCGUAUAGAAUGGCGCAUUCUCAUUGUGGACCAGCUUUCUAUGCGCAUGGUUUCAGCAUGCUGCAAAAUGCACAAUAUUUCAGCAGAAGGAAUCACUUUGGUAGAAGACAUCCACAAAAAGCGGGAGCCCCUGUACACAAUGGAUGGCAUUUAUCUCAUCACUCCAACAGAGAAAUCUGUGCAUGCCCUUAUCAAUGAUUUCUCUGUUGGAAACCGCAUCAUGUAUAAGGCAGCACAUGUUUUCUUCACUGAAGCAUGUCCCGAUCCGCUAUUUGAUGAAUUAUCACGUAGUCCAGUAGCUAAACAUAUCAAAACAUUAAAGGAGAUCAACAUAGCUUUCAUACCAUAUGAACAACAGGAAUUGUUCAAUGAGUUGUGCAAGUCUUCAGCGGCUAGAAAGAUCAAAACUUUAAAGGAAAUCAACAUUGCUUUCUUGCCAUAUGAGAGUCAGGUGUUCUCCCUGGACUCGCCAGACACGUUCCAGUGCAUGUACAACCCGGCGCUGACGCAGACCCGCAAUGCCAAUAUGGAGCGCAUCGCUGAACAGAUCGCCACUCUCUGCGCUACUCUUGGAGAAUAUCCCUCUGUUCGUUAUCGCAGCGAUUGGGAGCGCAAUGUGGAGCUCGCCCAGCUUAUACAGCAGAAACUUGACGCUUAUAAGGCAGAUGAGCCGACAAUGGGUGAGGGUCCGGAGAAGGCACGCUCGCAGCUGCUAGUACUGGACCGCGGCUUCGACUGUGUGUCGCCGCUGCUGCACGAGCUCACGCUGCAGGCCAUGGCGUACGACCUGCUGCCCAUCGAGAAUGAUGUGUACAGAUAUGAAGCGACCCAAGGCAACAUGAAAGAAGUACUGCUGGACGAGAACGACGAGCUGUGGGUGGAGCUGCGCCACCAGCACAUCGCUGUGGUGUCCACCUCGGUUACCAAGAACCUGAAAAAGUUCACAGAGUCCAAGCGUAUGGGAGGAGGUGACAAGCAAUCUAUGCGUGACCUCUCCCAAAUGAUCAAGAAAAUGCCGCAGUAUCAGAAGGAGCUGUCGAAGUACGCGACGCACCUGCGCCUUGCCGAGGACUGCAUGAAGGCCUACCAGGGAUAUGUCGACAAGCUGUGCAAAGUUGAACAGGAUCUUGCUAUGGGCACUGAUGCUGAGGGUGAAAAAAUCAAAGAUCAUAUGAGGAGCAUUGUGCCAGUGCUUCUGGAUCAAUCAAUCAAGAACUACGACAAGAUGCGUAUAAUCGCUCUAUACAUCAUGUCCAAGAACGGCAUCUCCGAAGAGAACCUCAACAAGCUGGUGACGCACGCGCAGCUCGAGCUGUCCGACAAGCAGGCGCUGCUCAACCUCGCCAACCUCGGCCUUAAUGUGGUCAUCGAUGGAAACAGGAAGAAGCAAUACCAAGUGCCGCGUAAAGAGCGUAUCACCGAACAGACGUACCAGAUGUCGCGAUGGACCCCAGUUAUUAAGGAUAUCAUGGAAGACGCGAUCGAUGACAAGCUGGACCAACGACACUUCCCCUUCCUCGCCGGUCGCGCUCAGACCUCUGGGUACCAAGCACCCACCAGCGUACGCUAUGGACACUGGCAUAAAGAUAAGGCGCAACAAACUAUUAAGAAUGUGCCCCGUUUGAUCGUUUUCAUCGUAGGAGGUGUGUGCUUCUCUGAGAUUCGUUGCGCCUACGAAGUGACUGCUGCAUUGAAGAACUGGGAAGUUAUCAUUGGCUCCUCUCACAUCUCCACUCCGGACAGCUUCCUCUCCGAUCUCAGCUCUCUUACUGCU
Brenthis ino (lesser marbled fritillary) is the source of this 1854-nucleotide messenger RNA. The record is from the annotation of a GenBank genome assembly. Lineage: Eukaryota; Metazoa; Arthropoda; Insecta; Lepidoptera; Nymphalidae.